GAACCUUAACGGAAACCAAGUGCCUAACAAGGGACAGUGGUGGGGACAAACCGCCAGUGCCUCCAAACCAAGCUCAGGCCAACUGCAGACGGAAGCCGUUGGCCUCAGCCGUGAACGCCCAGGCGCAGAGCGCAGAUGCCGAACCCAUGGAAGGAAUCGGGAUUCCCAGCCCUGGCCAGUACCUGGCGACAGGUUCAGUGUACAGCUCUUUCUUUGAGGUUGUGGGUGGCUCUGAAAAGAGCCUUUGGUGUCCGUUAAGCAGCACUAACGACCAGGAGGGCCUCACUUGCCCUUGGCCUUAUGGUGGCUCUCGGUCUUCUUGGGCAGCAGCACCGCCUGGAUGUUGGGCAGGACGCCGCCCUGCGCGAUGGUCACGCGGCCCAGCAGCUUGUUGAGCUCCUCGUCGUUGCGGAUGGCCAACUGCAGGUGGCGCGGGAUAAUUCGUGUCUUCUUGUUGUCGCGGGCCGCGUUGCCAGCCAGCUCCAGGAUCUCGGCCGUCAGGUACUCCAGCACGGCCGCCAGGUACACCGGGGCGCCGGCGCCCACCCGCUCCGAGUAAUUGCCCUUACGGAGAAGACGGUGCACACGGCCCACCGGGAACUGCAGGCCGGCGCGGGACGAGCGGGAUUUCGCUUUUGCGCGAGCUUUGCCGCCCUGCUUGCCACGACCAGACAUCUUCAACUGAUGAUCACAAAGAAGAACACAAACCAGAAACUAAGCUGGCGAUAACGACCUCGUAAGCCCAAGCAAGCUCUUAUAUAUGAUCAGGAGGGAGGCUAGACUGCGCCUUUCUAUUGGACGGCAGCACUAGCCAAUCAGAAAAAGAACCCGGCACCUCCUAAUUUGCAUAAACAUUACUCUGAGAUGACGUAAUGUACAAUUGUAUUCAAUCAAAAGCGAGUAAAGUCUGAUCCUUCAUUUGAAUAUAGGGCAUAUAAAUAGAGUUGGUACGGCGGACACGCGCGUUUCCCGAGAGCAACUAGCCAAUAUGCCUGAUCCGUCCAAAUCUGCUCCAGCCCCCAAGAAGGGGUCCAAGAAGGCCGUCACCAAGGCGCAGAAAAAGGACGGCAAAAAACGCAAACGGGGCCGCAAGGAGAGCUACUCCAUCUAUGUGUACAAGGUGCUGAAGCAGGUGCACCCGGACACCGGCAUCUCCUCCAAGGCCAUGGGCAUCAUGAACUCGUUCGUCAACGACAUCUUCGAGCGCAUCGCCAGCGAGGCCUCCCGCCUGGCGCAUUACAACAAGCGCUCGACCAUCACGUCCCGCGAGGUGCAGACGGCCGUGCGUCUGCUGCUGCCCGGGGAGCUGGCCAAGCACGCCGUGUCCGAGGGCACCAAGGCCGUCACCAAGUACACCAGCUCCAAGUGAGGCGCGGCGCGGGCGUCCUCAAUCCAAAGGCUCUUUUCAGAGCCACCCAUACAGUCGUUAAAAGGGUCUUGAACACA
Molecule: messenger RNA, 1446 nt
Organism: Peromyscus eremicus (cactus mouse)
Lineage: Eukaryota; Metazoa; Chordata; Mammalia; Rodentia; Cricetidae
Product: histone H2B type 3-B
Exons: 1
Coding region: 989-1369 (126 amino acids)
Cellular component (GO): nucleosome
Molecular function (GO): DNA binding; structural constituent of chromatin; protein heterodimerization activity
Source: RefSeq, a predicted model, not a curated record